This is a messenger RNA of Dermacentor albipictus, 2061 nucleotides long. RefSeq lists its product as uncharacterized. NCBI's taxonomy places the organism in Eukaryota, Metazoa, Arthropoda, Arachnida, Ixodida, Ixodidae. Gene Ontology annotation, molecular function: serine-type endopeptidase activity. Gene Ontology annotation, biological process: proteolysis. The record is from RefSeq and is a predicted model, not a curated record.
UGUUUCAUCUGUGCCCGCAGCGCACGUGAAGUCACCCUACAGGAUUUACGGGAUGAAAGGCUCCGCCACGGGGUGAAUGACCUCGGAAGCUUCAGCUAUACGCAAACGAACACAGCGCGGGUGCAUUUGCUGAUGUUCGCUGGGCGAUUAGGAGCUCGUCGGCUUGCCUGGACACCGAGGCACGCAAAUAAGGUCCUGUGUGUUUGGUGCUUCGGUGCGGCUGAUCCAUCGUGAUCGCAGACAGUCUGUGCUUCUGUGUGCGAGCACGCAUUGCAGCCGUUCGCAAUGACCUUCACCUGGCGAGCGCUGCUGAUCACGACGUGGAUUACGAAUCUUUUGAUCAGUCAAGGCGCGUCGUCGUCUGCCCAGCACGGCGGCAAUCGGCGUCAGAAGCGGUUUGCAGCAUGCACACCGGCGGCCAGCGAAGUUCCGCAGGAGUUGUUCUCGUCAGCGUCGUGGAUUUACACCGACCCGCACUCGGUGUUCAGCGUGUACGCAAAGUACGACGACCGCCAGCUGAGAAACGUCGCCGCCGACGACGAUUCCCUUCUGAUGGUCAAGGAACGCCUGCCCAAGAACGGCACUGAACGCGUUUUGAUCAAGACCUCCAAGCUGCGGCCCAACGAGUCGGUGUUGGUGCAGUCGUCCAGCAGCGUCGUCUACGUGACCAGCACUUACCAUAUGACCGUCACCUACAUCACCUGCCUGGGAGUUGCGCCGCAUGACAGGAAAGUGGGAGCCUGCCACUACGUGGACAACGAGCUCUCGGGCGUCAUCAAGAGUCCAAUGCAUCCCAGCAUUUACCCUCUCGAGGCCUACUGCGAAGUCAAGGUGGCCGUCCCUUACGGCAACGUGAUCAGGUUCCGACUGGAGGACGUGGACCUCUGCCCACGUGCCAGCAACACCAUCACGUUCAUCGACGGAGAGGGCUUGGGCGGGCGACACCUGGCGGUGCUGACUCCAAACGGCACCGGUGAAGGCGGCGGCGUGAACGACACGAUCUUGACGCCCGGCAGGAAGGCCACCGUGGUAUUUCGGGCCAGCUGCGGGCGGGACGUCGAGCGACGGGGCUUCCACAUCACCUACGAGGCCCAGCCGUCGGAGGCCGCCGAAAGCGAUGGUGGCAGCUCUGCCUCGGACCGGAUAGCCGGCCUUGACCAAGGUGCGUGCGGCAAGCCCCUGUUGUCAAUGCCUGGUGACGCCGUCAACGACCAAGACUCUAAAAUAGUUCGGGGAAGCGACGCCAAAAUCGGAGCGCACCCGUGGCAGAUUCUGCUGAAGCACGCCAAGACCGACGACGCCUUCUGCGGCGGCAGCCUCAUCAGUCACCGGUGGGUGCUGACGGCGGCGCACUGCUUCAAGCAGUACAGCCGCCACGACGCGCUCGUCGUGCUCGGCAAGCACAGCCUCGUCUAUCGCGAGGACCACGAGAUCAUCCUCUCCAUCAGGAGGCUGUUGGUUCAUCCGGAGUUCGACAACCGCACGCUGGACAACGACAUUGCCCUGAUCGAACUGCGAGCUGCCAUCCAGUACAGCUCCCGUCUGAGUCCCAUCUGCCUGGGCGACUCGCAGUUCAUCGAACAGAUGGUGUUUCACGCUGCUAAGCCCGUGCUGGGUUUCGCCAGCGGCUGGGGUCGUGUGAACAUCAAGGGUCCGCGACCGGAAAACCUCCAGGAAGUGCGACUGCCCGUGGUGAGCAAGCAGGUCUGCCUGGAGUCGUCCCCUGCCGCGAUCCGAAAGAAGAUCACGGACAACAUGUUCUGCGCCGGUUACGACGACCAGCCUGUGGUGAUGGACACAUGCGAAGGCGACAGCGGGGGCCCCUUCGUGGUGGAGCUGCAGGGCGUCUGGUACCUCGUGGGCAUCGUCAGCUGGUCCCACCAGGGCAAGUGCGGCGUGCCCGGCCGGUACGGGUUCUACACCAAGGUCAACAACUACAACGCCUGGAUCGUAGACUCCGUCAAGUCCUCAAGAGCCGACGGCGCAACCUGAACUCUUCGGCGCUUCUUUAAGUGCGCUGACGUGGACAUUAACGUGCGGGCGGGGGAAGCGGGGAGGGAG